AUGUAUUCUCCAUCAAGAAGGACUCCCAUCUCUCCUAGAAAUGCAGCCAGGCUGCACGGUCUCUUCAAAGAGAACGAGUGGUACUGUAACUGUCCAACCCGAGAACGAGCGGUCAGGUUCCAAGUCAAGAAAGAAGGGCCAAAUCGAGGACGAUGGUUUAUGUCUACCUACCUAGUUUACACCUGCCAAAAAUCCCAGCAUCAACGUUGCGGGUUCUUUCUCUGGCAAGAGGAUGCCAACCCCAGAGAGAAAGAAAUACUAAUGGCCAACUCGCACUCCGAGAUCGACCCUCGCACCCAAACCCCAUCUAAGACUCUCAACGAAAGAUCAAGUGGUCUUCUUACCCCGCAAACUGAAUGCCGCAUAUUAGACAUCUCGCCGAACAAAUACACCCAGAAACCCCCCUCCACCCCACUGAGUGCAAAGGCUCGUAUGAUGGCAGAAGACACCGACGACUUUAGCUGGGAUCUUGACACUGAGGACGAAUCGGAAAUUACAGCGGUGUUAUCAUCUUCGCAAAGAGCGGACGAGUCCUUCAUAUCGCAACCUAAUUUCCAUGCCGUCGCAACCUCGCCAAACAAAGUGCCCCGCACUCCGAAAACAAUAUCUCCUGGCAAGCGCAAGCGGUUGGAAGACGUUGAAGGCUCCUCUUUCACCAGCAGCUCUUCUCUGUUCCCAACCCCAUCCUCGUCUCACUCAGCCUCGUUCUCAUCUCGUAUCCCGCCUUCCUCGGCUGAAUUGUGCAUGACGCCCACGCCGACAAAAUACCGUGAUGUUCUGAGUAGUGAAUCGCGAAGCAAUGAAUCAUCUUUCGCAAGAGAUAUUAUGGCAAUCUUGGAAAAACACGAAGUUGUCAUUCCCAAUGCCGCUCGCGAUGAGCUCGUCGCGCGGGCUAAUCUGGAAGACUCCAAGUGCAAGGGCGCAAUGCGUGCUCGGGAUAUGCUUCGUGGAACGAUGAAGAAGAAGGACCAGGAGAUGCAACUGCUGAAGGAGAAGAAUACCAAUUUGAGGGCGCAGUCUGAGAUGGAUCAGCAGAUGAUCAAUUCGUUCAGUCGCUGA
This is a messenger RNA of Penicillium malachiteum, 1059 nucleotides long. RefSeq lists its product as uncharacterized. Lineage: Eukaryota; Fungi; Ascomycota; Eurotiomycetes; Eurotiales; Aspergillaceae. The coding region runs from base 1 to 1059 and encodes 352 amino acids. The record is from RefSeq and is a predicted model, not a curated record. The transcript has 2 exons. Gene Ontology annotation, molecular function: zinc ion binding.